Molecule: messenger RNA, 9258 nt
Organism: Carassius gibelio (silver crucian carp)
Lineage: Eukaryota; Metazoa; Chordata; Actinopteri; Cypriniformes; Cyprinidae
Product: calcium permeable stress-gated cation channel 1
Exons: 23
Coding region: 162-2693 (843 amino acids)
Cellular component (GO): plasma membrane
Molecular function (GO): calcium-activated cation channel activity
Source: RefSeq, a predicted model, not a curated record
CUUGUCUCUUUCCACACGGUCCCUGGGCGGAUGGGCGCUCCCCGUGUGCGCUGGUGCUGAUGCAGACAGACAGAAGCAUCUAACCGGACAUAAACCACAGGAGGUGUUUCAAAGUGAUGCUUUGACAGUUUGAAGGGCUUCCUGAGACUCGUGCCACAGGCAUGGCGGUGCGCUCCGACCCGCUGGGUACGUUUGAGUCCUGGCCUGCAGGCGGUGGCCAUUCUGUGGAGGAGCUGGACGUCAGGAGUUUCCUGGACUCACUGAUGGAGGAGAACAGCACAGCGGAGAGAUGUUAUCGCUCUCACUCGCGCAGCAGCGUCCUGCAAGGCCUGCCCUUCGGAGGAGUCCCCACCGUCCUCGCCAUCAACGUCGUUCUGUGGCUGUUCCUGCUCCUGAUCUUCUCUUGUUUGAGGAAGGCAGCGUGGGACUACGGUCGCCUGGCUCUGCUUAUGGAAAACGACAGCUUGACAUCACUGUUCUAUGGAGAACAAAGUGAGAAGGAGAAAACCCCGUCAGAAUCCAGCGCAUCAGACUCAGAGACCAAGGACAUGGGCUUCUGCUCCUGGCUCACAUCCCUGUACCACAUGAAGGAUGAAGAGAUCCGCAGUAAAUGUGGCAUUGAUGCGAUCACGUACCUGUCUUUCCAGCGUCACAUUAUCCUGCUCAUGACGGUGGUGUGUUUGCUGUCGCUCACCAUCAUCUUGCCUGUCAACCUCUCUGGAAACCUCCUAGGAGAUAACCCACAGAAUUUCGGCCGAACAACAGUGGUUAAUGUUCCUGCACAGAAUGCCUUUCUGUGGCUGCACAGCAUCUUUGCUCUGCUGUAUUUUGUGAUCACAGUGCUGUGUAUGGCCCAUCAUUCCUCACGACUGGAAUACAGAGAAGAUGCGAAGGUGGCCAGAACUUUAAUGAUAACUUCAGUUCCCAGAGAAAUCUCUGAUCCCGGCCUGAUCACCAAACACCUGCAUGAAGCCUACCCUAGCUGCACCGUCACAGACAUCCGGUUCUGCUUCGAUGUCCAAAAACUGAUGAAGCUGGACUCCGAAAGGCGAAAAGCUAUGAAAGGAAGGCUGUACUUCACAACCAAGUCUCAGAAGGAAGGCAGGAUCAUGAUAAAGACUCACCCCUGUGCGCAGAUCUUCUGCUGUGAUAUAUGUGGCUUUGAACAGGUGGAUGCAGAGCAGUAUUACAGUGAACUGGAGGAGAAGCUGACAGAUGAGUUUAAUGCAGAGAAGAACCGUAUCUCUAUGAAGAGGCUGGGCAUUGCCUUUGUUACCUUCAGAGAUGAGAGAAUGACUGCAGUUAUUGUGAAAGACUACAGCCGAGCUCGCUGCCGCCACAGACCCCAGCAGUCCAGCAUUACCACGGUGGUCCGGUCCCAUCAGUGGGGCGUUUCUUACGCCCCGGCCCCUAAUGACAUCAUCUGGGAAAAUCUGUCAGUGUGUGGUUCUCGCUGGUGGCUCCGCUGCGUCCUGCUCAACAUCCUGCUCUUCCUCUUGCUCUUCUUUCUCACGACCCCUGCUAUCAUCGUAAACACCAUGGACAAGUUCAACGUCACCCGGCCAGUAGAAAGCUUAAGGAACCCAGUUAUUACCCAGUUCUUGCCCACCCUGCUCCUGUGGGCCUUUUCCAUUCUCCUGCCCUUCAUUGUGUACUAUUCCUCUUUCUUUGAGCACCACUGGACCAGGUCCGGUGAGAAUCAAGUCACUAUGCAUAAAUGCUUUCUUCUGCUUGUCUUCAUGGUAAUCAUUCUGCCAUCACUGGGUCUAUCCAGCUUGGAUUUGUUCUUCAGGUGGCUCUUUGACAUCCACUUCCUGGAUGAAACAGAUGUGAAGUUUCAAUGUGUGUUUUUGCCUGAUAACGGAGCUUUUUUUGUGAACUACGUGGUCACGUCGAGUCUGAUCGGAACGGUCAUGGAGCUUCUGCGUAUUCCUGCUCUACUGGUGUACUCUGUUCGCCUCUGCUUUGCCAAAUCUAAAGCUGAGCGCAUCCACGUUAAAAGAAGUCAGGCCUAUGAGUUUCAGUUUGGUCUUGAGUAUGCCUGGACCAUGUGCAUAUUUUCAGUCAGUAUGACCUACAGCAUCACCUGCCCCAUCAUUGUUCCUUUUGGGUUGCUGUACCUUGUACUGAAGCACAUGGUAGAUCGCUAUAAUAUCUACUAUGCCUAUUUACCCACAAAGCUCAGCCAGCGGAUCCAUUCGGCCGCCAUCAGUCAAGUGGUGGUGGCGCCCAUUCUUUGCAUGUUCUGGCUGCUGUUCUUCUCUGUGCUCAGACUGGGUCCAGUGCAGCCCAUCACUCUGUUCACAUUCAUAACUCUCUUGUGCUGUAUUGCCUUCUCCUGCUUUGGCUUCUGUCUGAAAAAACUACGACCUGACAGAUCGACAAGCUAUCAGAUGUCUGAUCAGACGACAGAAGGAGGCUUCACUGAUGCAGAAAGAAGCACAGUCUCCACUACAACCACAGCUAAUCUUUUUAUAGCCUCGGUGUUGCUGGAGCCAGAGCUGGGCCUGACUCCCAUGCCCUCUCCUGCCCACCAGAGCUACGGCACCAUGGGGAACAGCCAGAGUUCAGUGCAUGACGCCGAAGGGGUAGAGGAGAAGGAUCUGGAAGAAACUUUGGAAACUGAACUCAAGGAUGAUCCAAAUAUCAGCUGCCCGAGCCCUCUCAUGGAUAGUCCUGUAGGUUUCCAGUGACCAAGCUGCCCCCCGUUCCUACUCCCUAACGCUAAAGCUCCAUGCCUCGUCUUAGCUAAUGGCUGAUAAAGAGGCACUAUGCUGCAAAAUUAGUCCUCUACAACCUCCAUUUAUGAGUAAAAGAAAACAAAUUGCAGCCAUCCAAGCAAACUGCUUCAAAAAGCUUGUUGGGAAUUCACUGACAUGGCGGUUUUAGUUCUGAGGACUUUGAUGAGCUUUCAAAGAAGUAUCUGAAGUGGAUAAAAGCAAAGAUCUAGAAGAACAAGACAAGCCAAUUCUCUUGCUCGGUCUAUGCUUUCUACUUUCUUCUGUAUUGUUCUUUUCUCUUUAAAUGACGUUAAUUUGUGUCCGGCAGUUUGUUUGACUGAAGCUUGGGACAUUGCAUUUGGACAGAUUUUUCAAUGUAUUUUAUAUGCAUAGUCACAUUGUAUAGCUCCAAAGAGUUGAGACAUCCAAAUCUUAUUUGCUUAUUAUUACUCCUUUUGCUGUUGAUGCUGUUUGUGCUUAUUGUUAUUUUUAUUCAGUAUUUGUAUUUUAGCUAUUGUACGUAAUUUUGCAACUAUGUGAGAGGGCGUUGUUAUGUUUUUCCUAUUAUUAGAUUAUUAUUACUGUUAUUAACACCCUCAACCUUUAUUGAUGUGUGCGCCAGAGUCAGUAGCUCCCAAUUAUUGUUUGUUUUGCAGUGACAAUAGCAGUUGUGUUGUGAAUACUGCAGUCAAUUGGCACUACAGUAGAUUUGACAAAGUCAACGAGGCACUCAUUCCAUAAUUUGUUUGCUUUUUUGUAAAGUUCAAUCAGUUGUUUGGUCUGUGGAAGGGAUGUGAGAGGGCAUUCGAAAGUGAACCUUUUCACUGACUAAUAUACAGUCAAAUUUAGCAGACUCCACUUAAUGAACUGGAAAAAAUGCAAAAAACAAUCAGUUUGCAGGAAAAAAACUAAAAAGAGCUGUUAAAGUAAUGAUCAAAAAGGCUUAAGCUCUAUUGGCAGCAUAUAUUUGACUACCUUAGUUUCUACAUUAAUGCACUGAGAGUAUGGUCUAUGGAGCAUUCCAGAGGGUUUAAGCUCUAAAUAAAUCACUAAUUUGAAAGCUCCAGGUAAAAUAAUAGACUAGGAGCCACUGGCUUCUAAAGUUUUUUUGUCUUUUUUGGCCAACAAAUUAUGUAAUUGUGGUAACACUAGUAUAGGGAGCAAUUCUUGCUAUUAACUAGUUUCUUAUUACCAUGCCUAUUAUUAACAUUUUGCCUUUUUAUUUGUAUUUUUAAAGCACAUAUUCUGCAUACCAUAUUCUACAUCCCUAACCAUUACCAAUACGUAAACUUAAAAACUACCUUACUAACAAUUAAUAAUCAGUAAAUUAGCAGUUUGAGGCAAAAGUCGUAGGCAAUGGUUUGUUAAUAUUGAGAAUGUACCUUAAAAAAGCUUGACAGUAACUGCUGAUUGUUGUUGAGAUUCACCUAAGUCAUGGAGUUCAUAAUUUCCCACUUUAGCAUUUAAUAUCAGUCAAUAUUAUGUGCUUUGAAGAAGGGAUGUUUCAGAAUACAGUUUAUAACGAUUUAAGUUUAUAUAGACUACGAUUUUUAAUAGCUGUAUUUAGUACAAAUUUCUUUCGGUUGGAUAUUGUCACACAAUUUGUGCCAUAAAUAUUACUCCGCUUUGUUAUUUUUGGUAUUACUGACUUGGGGGAGUGAGGGCGUCAGUUGUGAACUUAGUAGAGGCUCUGAACAAUUUCCGACCAAGUUUGAUUCAAACAGCUGAUUCAAGCACAAGCUUGACGUGAAACUUUUUGACUUAAAGAACUGAUUCGCAAGAGUUGUUUUGUUAUGAAUCAGAUAACGUGCUCUGUGUUGCAUCACAUGCAUGAACCAUUAGCGCCAAUGUUGCCAUAUUGGAUUAGUCUUGCAUAGCCAGACCUUCAGACUGACGAAUGAAGGUCUGGAAUUCAUGGCAGCUUUCAUUGGUCAAGACAAGUCAAACAACCAAUCACAGUUCGCUUCAUUCAGCGGAACGUUUCAGGGCGUGGAAAUGUUGCCACAAUAAUAGGCCAGUGUGUAAAACUCUCAAACCUAUUUUAAAAAUUAUAUGUCACAAACUUUAAAUAUUUCACAUACUUUUGAAACAGCGUUUAGUUGAUCCUGAUAAGUGCUCGUUGUCACAGUUUUUAAACAUGAUUGCUUUCUUCUUUCAUGAGAGGGGUUUGGUGUCACAGAAUCUUUGUUUCCAUGCGGAAUGUUAAAGACACAAACGUCUCGUGGAAAUCCUAUAGAAUUCAAUCAAUCAGAUGACGACUUCGACACUCCUGAAGUGUUUCCACUUUUGUGUCCCAUAUGCAUCAGACGUUUAGCUAGCGAUCCAUGGGUUUGACGUCUGAGGCUGAGACUAAUAUUGGAUGGACGAUUUCCAGCCCAAAAACUCACCUAAAAGAGUAAUAUAUAAAUAAAUAAUGCUAUAGAAUUUUAUUGCCAUGUCAAUGAAGGUUGAUAAGAACCAUUUUCAACUCUUUAAAACAAAAUCAUGGUGACAAAAAUAAUCUAAAAAUAGAAACUGAUAGGAAAACGGAUCAAAUCAGGGCAAAUACAUAAAGAGAAUUACCAAACAUGACUAAAAUACGCAGGCGACCGAUACCCCUGAAAGAACACAUCUAUCAUUUUCAUUGUCAACAGUCAGAAUAAGCCAAUUUACAUGAAAAAAAGUGCCCAAUAUAAGUGAUUGGAAUAAGCAACUAGCAGAUAUUUUAAUUAGCUGGAAUUUCAGACUCAUUAUUGACUCAUUACUCAUAUUCAUCUGUGCUAUGAUUUAAAACUUAAAGAUAUAAUAUCAUUAGAGCCUUCGUGUCAUCUCCCUCCACAGGUGUAAUUCACAUUUUGAGCGUUGAGUCACUCUCCCAAUCUUUACCAUGUGACUUGUACAGUAUUUUUGCCACUCUGGCAUUGUGACCACUUAAACAUACAGCUAUACAUUCAAAAUCUGAUCCUUUUUGCACAGGGGUUUUCAAACCUGUCCCGGAGGAUUUAGAUGUUUAAAAUGGGCGAACUGACCCCCCAACCCUUACGAAAAUUAACCAUGGUUUUACUACAAAUAAAACCAAAAAACCAUGGUUACUGUAGUUAAACCAUGGUAACCACAAACUAACCAUGGUUUUGCUAUAUUAACCAUAGUUUAACCAUGGUAUUUGUAGUAAAACUGUGGUUUUACAAAUGGCAGUCAAUACGCCAAAAAACCAUGGGUUACUACAGUUUUACUAUAAUAAAACCAUGGUUAUUUUUCGUAAGGGAACCAGCCUAAAUUUACCCGCACAAUCAAAUUCAAACCCGCCCAACUGGACCGGAACCCAUCCAAUUCAGUUUGCAUUCUAAUGAGUGCAAAGACUUGAUUUUACCUUAUUGUUGCGCAUUAUUAGUCACAGUCUAAAGUCUUGUAUGUUAACAUAAAAGUGUUUUAUUUGAACUGUAAGUCAUUUUAGGUUUACAUGAUCCAACAGUUGAAAAAUUCCAAUCUAAAUUUGAUCAGACAAGGUAAGCGGUUUCAUCACAAUCGUUUCAAGAUAACAUAUAUUAAAAUGUUGUGGUUUUAGAACUGAAACAUCAUGUGUCCAUAGACUUUUAUUGUACUCUAAGUGCAUUUUUGUUUUGUUUUGUUUUACAAACUGAGGGAUGAGUUGAAUUUAUAACUGCCGAUGGAGCUUAAAAUUAUUAAAAUUAUAGUCAAAUUCCGUUAAGAAUCAUGAAAUCCAUUAAAUAUUUUUGUAAAAUGAUAUAAUUGAAGUGUUAUGACACGAACUGAAUAUGCUACACACAAGACUUCAAUUCCAGAGUCUCCAAUUGCAUGUUGUUUAACUCAUGCUCAUGUCACAUGCUCAAACCAGCCUGCAGCUCUCUUUAGAGCCGUCAAGUUUGGCUCUGGCUUCUGUAACACUUUAAUUUUCUUAGUAAAUUUCUCGGUCUAGUGGAUCUAGGACCGGAAAGGACGGGGUGGGUGGAGGGUUUUCUUGCCAAACUGAAUGUAAAUGAGUUGUGAUUUGUACCGUGCUUUCUUGCUGUGCCUUGAAGAAACAGAUCUUAAGAAGUAAACAGAAACAAAUGUUGUGUCUGACAAUCCAGCAUGACCUGCAAUAUGCUGCAUGGACUACAGAGCAAGAUAAGACAAAGAGGCUCAAUUCUAAAGCGCAUUCCACCAAUGAAUCAAACAGGUGAGAGAUUCCUGACAAGUUUUAAACUGACUUAGCCUCGCAACAUACUCUGAGCAAGUACGUAAAUGAUUCUAGUUGAAAUGUGUCAGACCACUAUUUAUAAUGCUGCCCAAAUCUGUUGCAUUGCAAUUUGUCUUCUAAAGUCAUUUUUAUUCAUUCAAGUUAACUACUGUCAUGGCGGAGCAAGGAAACAUUUGGCAUGUUAAUUGCUAGCAUGCUAAACAUAUUACAACAAAGCAAAUGCAUUGACCAAAUAUUUGUGUCUGUGUACUUGUGGAAAGGUAUAUUUCUAGCCAUACUUCAACAGCAACUCAACACAAAUGCACCCCAAUCGCAUCUAAUUCACACUAAUUAUCAUUGGUAUCACAUUAUCAAGCGUAUGCAAACACACUUACAUCAAUGUCUUCAAUACCUACCUGAUAAAAUGCUCUUGUGAGAUGCUUUUUGAUAUUUACUUUUGUUCCGUUUGUAUUCACUGUUGGUGUACACAACUUUGUUUUCGUUAUUUAGUGUUGGUUUGUGGAAUGUGGCUUGAGGUGCCAUGUCAUGUGACGGGGCGCUUAUGACACGAAAAAUUGCUGCAUCCUGUUACAUCGCAGCAGCACAGCUCUUAAGGGUAUAAAAACUACAUUUACAAAACCUUUAGAGUGUCAAGUAGUGUCUUUCUUUAUUUCAUCGUUAUAUGUAUUUUAACAAAUUGCCCUGCACUGUUUGUGCUACACAUUUGGUGUAAAAAAAAUUUUACUCAGAAAUUGCUAGUAAGUUUAAGUGAAUUACAAGAAACAGCGAGUGAGUAAUACAUUGAAUGAAACUUGAAAGACUGAAAUAGUGAUAAGACCAAUCCUUACGUAGAGAUAUAGAGACAUGGGGUUGGAUGUUUUGACUUUGGGUCAGUAACCAACUAGAAAUGACAAGACCUUAGGAGCCACUAGCCCUGGCAAUCUUGCUGGCAACUUUGGCAUGAGAAAGCUCAAACUAUUUUAUUCAGAAGAAAAUGUAAGUGUUUUUCAGAUUCGGUCUUAGAAAAUGAAACGUCGACCCUUAAUUAAAUUUCUUGUCAUGCCAGAAGACAGCCAGUGGUCACUUGACUGGUCAACACUUGAAAACUGCCAAUUAUGUUUUUCCUGCACACUAGAUAUCAUUACCAUGUGUGUGUGUGUGUGUGUGUGUGAGAGAGAGAGAGAGAGAGAAAAAGAACCCACAGCAGCUAAACAAGUGAAGCUGCACAUGUGAAAUGGUUCCAAAAAGUAGGACAUGCAUGCUUAAUUAUAAUAGAGCUGAAUAAACUUCUUAUAAUAGCUUCUAAAAAAUCAUGAUUUAUUCCCUUGUAAAUAUCUGUUACUUAAAGACCACAACAGUAGGUUACUAGAAGGCAAUCAAGUUACAGUACAUUCCAGGAUCACAGUUAUAUAUGGAAAUUUCCAUAGAUUAAGUACAGUUAAAUGCAAUUACACGUGUCCCACCAUCAGAUGCUUGUGGAAAUAUGAAACAAACCCAUAAAAAUAGAAGCUAUUUUGAUAUUUAAUUGAUUCGCCCUUUGAAUCGCUGUGAAUGUCCAUCCACAAGCAGUCUUUGGUUUAUUUAGGGUAUUCAGCGGUUUUUGUCUCGGCUAUUAUUUUCCUUUCUUUUGCAGAACUGGCAGGAAUGUCUGACAGAAGGCCAAAAAUGUGGAUACAUCUAAAUCUCUGAACAUUUUUCCAGAAGUAACAACCGGGAGACAGAAAACAUUCUAUGAUUUUAUACUGGGCUGUUUGUGUGUGCCACUGCCAGUAUGUGCUGAGAUGCGCUUAUGCAAGGACACUGACCCAACCAUGUGUCCAUGCACAUUCAGAUAAAAAUGGCAUUCCAAAUGGUUCGACAGAAAUAGAUAGAUGGAUAGAUAGAUCUCAUCUUCCCUGAUGGUUGCAGUGAUUAAUAUGUUGGAGGCAUCAAAUGUGGCUGAGUAUAUGCCUCGGCUCACCUCUGUAAUGACAGGCUGUGAAGAGCAGUGAGUCUGCAUACUAAUUAGUGCAGUUUGGCCUGGCCCUGCACAGUCAACCUCAUUAUUUAUUGUGUGAGUGUGUAUUGCUAUAGAGAGAUGGAGAAUUGCCAGUUUAAAUGAAAGGAAGAGUCAUGGUUUUGAACUAUGGUUCAGAUGUCACGUAUGAAUACUAAAUAUUACAUUUUACACUGCAAAUGUGCAAAUUUAGCUUUAGUCCGAGAGCUCUCAGUCCCUCCAUUGAAGCUGUGUGUACGGUACACUGUCCAUGUCCAGAAAGGUAAGAAAAACAUCAUCAAAGUAGUCCAUGUGACAUCAGAGGGUCCAUUUGAAUUUUUUGAAGCAUCGAAAAUACAUUUUGGUCCAAAAAUAGCAAAAACGACAACUUUAUUCAGCAUUGC